AUGGAUAACUCGAGCGAAAUCAUCACGUCUAACUUAAGCUGGAGCUGCGCCUCGUGCGCUCGUGCCAGCGGCGGCCACGCGCCCUCGGAGCGAGAUCUGAGUCCCGCUGGUCACGUGGUGGUCGCCGUGUGUCUCGGGAUCAUCGGCACGUUCGGCUUCGUGAACAACGCGAUUGUGCUCCUGCUGUUCUGUCGUCACAAGCCGCUGCGCUCGCCGAUCAACUGCAUGCUCGUGAGCAUCUCGGUGAGCGACCUGCUGGUGUGUGUGCUCGGGACGCCGUUCAGCUUCGCCGCGAGCGCACGGGGACGGUGGCUGAUCGGUGCGCGCGGCUGCGUGUGGUAUGGCUUCAUCAACUCCUUCCUCGGUAUCGUCUCUCUGAUCUCAUUGGCUGCUCUGUCAUAUGAACGUUACUGCACCAUGAUGGGGGCCAUGCAGGCCAACAUCACCAGAUACAAGAAGGUUUUCCUGGGCAUCACUUUCUCCUGGAUCUACUCGUUGGUGUGGGUGGUUCCUCCGCUUUUCGGGUGGAGCCAGUAUGGCCCCGAGGGUCCCGGUACGACCUGCAGCGUUAACUGGACCACAAAAACAGCAAACAACGUGUCCUACAUAGUCUGUCUUUUCUUUUUCUGCCUCAUUCUUCCGUUUGUAGUGAUUGUGUACAGCUACGGAAAACUGCUGCAUGCCAUCAAGCAGGUGACGAGGAUCCACACGGCGCUGAGUCGUAAGCGUGAACAGCGGGUUCUCCUCCUGGUGGUCACAAUGGUGGUGUGUUAUUUGCUGUGCUGGCUGCCGUACGGUAUCAUGGCGCUCGUGGUGACGUUCGGAGAACCCGGACUGGUCACGCCCGAGGCCAGCAUCGCGCCGUCUCUGUUAGCCAAAACAAGCACCGUGAUCAACCCCAUCAUCUACAUCUUCAUGAACAAGCAGUUCUACAGGUGCUUCAGAGAUCUGCUCAUUUGCUCGUCUUCAGCUCGAGCAUCACACUAUAGAACCUCCUCCAAGGUCACAAAAUCUCUCAGGAACAUUAGACGAGCCAACGCUCCUGAUACAACUCUGAACCCAAAUGCCGUCUGCAGUCCAGACAGCCACAAGAGUGUCUCACAGCCCGACACCUGUUCUCCUUCAGGUCCCGUGAAGCCUGUAGUCUCUCUGGUUGUCUACUACCACGAAUGA
This is a messenger RNA of Tachysurus vachellii, 1173 nucleotides long. RefSeq names its product teleost multiple tissue opsin b (gene tmtopsb). Bases 1 to 1173 code for a protein of 390 amino acids. Gene Ontology annotation, molecular function: G protein-coupled receptor activity. NCBI's taxonomy places the organism in Eukaryota, Metazoa, Chordata, Actinopteri, Siluriformes, Bagridae. Gene Ontology annotation, cellular component: membrane; photoreceptor outer segment. Gene Ontology annotation, biological process: visual perception; G protein-coupled receptor signaling pathway. The record is from RefSeq and is a predicted model, not a curated record. The transcript has 4 exons.